CUGGUAGCCGAGAGCAGAAGUAAUGAGAAGACACCAUGGACGCCCAGUCCCACAGCUCCACGACCACUGAGAAGAAAAAAGUUGAGAAUUCUAUAGUGAAAUGCUCCACUCGCACAGAUGUCAGUGAGAAAGCCGUGGCCUCCAGCACUACUUCCAAUGAGGAUGAAAGUCCUGGACAGACCUAUCACAGAGAGAGAAGGAACGCGGUCACCAUGCAGCCUCAAAAUGUCCCUGGGCUCAGCAAGAUCAGCGAGGAGCCUUCGACAUCCAGUGAUGAGAGGGCCUCACUGAUCAAGAAGGAAAUCCAUGGGUCCCUGCCACACCUGGCUGAGCCAUCCCUGCCAUAUCGUGGGGCUGUGUUCACCAUGGACCCCAGGAAUGGUUACAUGGAGCCCCAUUAUCACCCUCCUCAUCUUUUCCCUGCAUUUCAUCCUCCUGUACCAAUUGAUGCAAGACAUCAUGAAGGGCGUUACCAUUAUGAUCCAUCUCCAAUUCCUCCACUGCAUGUGCCUUCUGCCUUAUCCAGCAGCCCAACGUAUUCAGAUCUUCCCUUCAUUCGGAUCUCCCCACACAGAAACCCUGCUGCAGCUUCCGAGUCCCCUUUUAGCCCUCCACAUCCCUACAUCAAUCCCUACAUGGACUACAUUAGGUCUCUACACAGCAGCCCAUCCCUUUCCAUGAUCUCAGCAGCCCGGGGCUUGAGCCCCACCGAUGCCCCGCAUGCUGGAGUCAGCCCGGCUGAGUACUACCAUCAGAUGGCUCUGCUAGCCGGCCAGCGCAGCCCCUACGCAGAUAUCAUCCCCUCCCCUGCCACCGCAGGUGCUGGGGCCAUUCACAUGGAGUACCUGCAUGCCAUGGAGAGUACCAGAUUCCCCAGCCCCCGGCUGUCAGCCAGGCCAAGCCGAAAACGCACUCUGUCCAUAUCACCACUGUCCGAUCAUAGUUUUGACCUUCAGACCAUGAUAAGGACGUCUCCCAACUCCUUGGUCACAAUUCUAAAUAAUUCCCGUAGCAGCUCUUCAGCAAGUGGCUCCUAUGGUCACUUAUCUGCAAGUGCAAUCAGCCCUGCCUUGAGCUUCACCUACCCUUCCGCACCUGUAUCUCUCCACAUGCAUCAACAGAUUUUGAGCCGUCAGCCAAGCUUAGGAUCAGCUUUUGGACAUAGCCCUCCGCUCAUCCACCCUGCCCCAACUUUCCCAACCCAGAGGCCGAUUCCAGGGAUCCCUGCAGUUCUGAAUCCUGUCCAGGUCAGCUCUGGCCCUUCCGAGACCUCGCAGAACAAGCCAACGAGUGAGUCAGCAGUGAGCAGCAGUGGGGACCUGAUGCACAACAAACGGUCCAAGAUUAAACCUGAUGAGGAUCUCCCAAGCCCGGGACCUCGGGGCCAACAGGAACAGCCAGAAGGAACAACGCUGGUCAAAGAAGAAGGGGACAAAGAUGAAAGCAAGCAGGAGCCUGAAGUCAUCUACGAGACCAACUGCCAGUGGGAAGGCUGCUCUCGGGAGUUUGACACGCAGGAGCAGCUGGUGCACCAUAUCAAUAAUGACCAUAUUCAUGGAGAGAAGAAGGAAUUUGUGUGCCGAUGGCUGGAUUGCUCAAGAGAGCAAAAGCCCUUCAAAGCACAGUAUAUGCUGGUGGUGCACAUGAGGAGACAUACUGGGGAGAAGCCUCACAAAUGCACGUUUGAAGGUUGCACAAAGGCCUACUCAAGACUAGAAAACUUGAAAACGCACUUGAGAUCCCACACUGGAGAGAAACCAUACGUCUGUGAGCAUGAGGGCUGCAACAAGGCUUUUUCUAAUGCUUCUGAUCGCGCCAAGCACCAGAACAGAACGCACUCAAAUGAGAAACCAUAUGUGUGCAAGAUCCCAGGCUGCACCAAGCGCUACACAGACCCCAGCUCCCUCCGGAAACACGUGAAGACAGUGCAUGGCCCAGAGGCUCACGUCACCAAGAAGCAACGUGGAGGAGAUAUGCAUCCUCGACCCCCGCCACCACGAGAUCCCAGCAGCCACUCACAAUCCAGGUCACCUGGCCGGCAGACUCAGGGAGCCCUUGGGGAGCAGAAGGACCUCAGCAACACUACCUCGAAGCGGGAGGAAUGUCUCCAGGUGAAAGCCGUCAAGGCAGAGAAGCCCAUGACAUCUCAGCCGAGCCCUGGUGGUCAGUCUUCAUGCAGCAGCCAACAGUCCCCCAUCAGCAACUAUUCCAACAGUGGGCUCGAGCUUCCUCUGACCGACGAAGGUGGUGUAGGAGACCUCAGUGCCAUCGAUGACACCCCCAUCAUGGACUCGACCAUUUCCACCGCCACCACGGCACUCGCUUUGCAAGCCAGGAGGAACCCGGCAGGGACCAAAUGGAUGGAGCACAUCAAACUUGAAAGACUCAAACAAGUCAAUGGAAUGCUUCCACGACUGAACCCCGUUCUACCCCCCAGAGCCCCUGCAGUCGCUCCUCUCAUAGGAAAUGGCACCCAGCCCGGAGACAGCUGCAGUGUGGGUGGCCCAACAGCCCUACUCCCGGGCAGAAGUGACCUCUCCGGAGUGGACAUCACCAUGCUGAACCUGCUCGGCCGCCGGGACAGCAGCACGAGCACCGUGAGCUCGGCUUACCUGAGUAGCCGCCGGUCCUCGGGCAUCUCACCCUGCUUCUCCAGCCGCAGGUCCAGUGAGGCCUCGCAGGCCGAGGGCCGGCCCCACAACGCCAGUGCGGCCGACUCCUACGAUCCCAUCUCCACCGACGCGUCCCGCAGGUCCAGCGAGGCCAGCCAGGCUGGGGAUGGGCCGGCGGGCCUGCUCAGCCUCACCCCGGCCCAGCAGUACCGCCUCAAGGCCAAGUACGCCGCUGCCACGGGUGGGCCUCCACCCACGCCACUGCCCCACAUGGAUAGGAUGAGCCUCAGGACGCGCAUGGCCCUCCUAGGGGACUGCAGGGACAACGUGGGCGUCCUGCCACCCGUGCCCCCGCCUCGCAGGUGCAGCGACGGUGGAGCCCACGGACAUAGCCGCCGCCCGCUGCUGCUGUCACCGCACGAUGCUCCUGGCCACGGGGCCAGGAGGGCCAGCGACCCGGUGCGCAGUGGGGCCGAGGGCCUUUCCCUGUCCCUGCCUCGCCUGCCUCGGCUCAGCAGCCUGCACAACGCCAGCAAUCCCCCCGAGAAGGAGAAGAGCAACCUGGUGCUGCAGAAUUACACGCGGCCCGAUGGUGGCCAGCCACGACACUUCCACGGGUCGCCCUGUCCACCCAGCAUCACGGAGCAUGUCCCCCUGGAGACCCUGAGCAUGGACACCGACCCCGCCGCGCUCCACGCCGAGGAUUUUCUGCCCGAUGAUGUGGUGCAGUACCUGAGUUCCCAGGGCCUGGCUGGCUACGAGCAACAGCACUUCCCCGGGGCUCUGUCCAGCUGCGACAGCAAAGUGCCCCAGGGUCAGGGGCCCGGCCUAGGCAGCAGCGACUUGGACCCCACGGGCCUGCCACUGUCUCAGCGCCACACCAACCAGCAGUACUGUGCACCUGAGCAGCCCAGCAAGCCCGAUCUUCCCAUCCAGUGGAACGAGGUCAGCUCAGGCAGCGCAGACCUGUCUUCCUCCUCUUCCUCUUCCAAGCUCAAGUGCGGCCAGCGGGCUGGGCUGCUACAGGCCCGGGCGUUUGGCUUCUACGGCCACAUGAGCACCCACCCGCAGACCCCCCUGAGGACUGGGCAGCCCCUUGGGGAGCACUGCAGUUCCUACAAUGCCCCAGACCUCGCAGUGCCCCACAACGCCCCAGUCUCUGGUGGAAACUCCUUCCACGAACAGCCCUAUAAGGGACAGCAGUUGAGCAGCUGCCUUAACCGGCAGCAAGGGGCUGCUGGCUCUCAGGACGCCCCUUACCUGGCUGGGAUCCACACAUCGAAACUGAAAAGUGCCCUGGUGCCAGGGAACAGGGACCAGCCGGAGUUUGGCCUCCCCGCAGCUCCACAGGAGUCAGACAUCAGCACCGUGAACUCCAUGCCAGCACAGGACCCCCUAGGUCACCGGUAUGUGGGGCCACCGCUGCUGGGUGAAGGCUCGCAGCAGCAGAGGGCAGGCCGCCCCGGGAUGCAGAUCACUGCUACCUCACAUGCCAACACCUACCAGGGACCAGAGAGUGGCCUGCCAGGGCCUCCUGGCAUGGGUGGCCACCUCUCCAGCCUGGCAGUCCCCCGGGGCUACCAGCCAUGUGCGGCCUAUGGGAGCAGUAGGCGGCAAGCUGUGCCCAGGGCAGGCCUCUGUUUGCAGCCUGGACAGCUUGGUGACCCGAGUCAGCCCUGCAGAGUGAGUGGCAUCAAGAUGGAGACUCAAGGGCCCUACCCGCUGUGCUCUGGCUUGCAGAGUUACUCAGGUCAGUUCUAUGACCAGGCUGAGGGCUUCUGUCAGCAGGACAUGAAGGCUGGUUCCUUCUCGGUUUCGGAAACCAGCUGCCUGCUUCAGGGGAACAGUUCAGAGAGUUCCGAGCUACUUUCCCCAGGAGCUAACCAGGUGACUAGCACAGUGGGCAGCCUCGACAGCCAGGAUCUGGAAGGGGUGCAGAUUGACUUCGACGCCAUCAUAGAUGAUGGGGACCAUGCCAGCCUGAUGUCAGGUGCCUUGAGCCCAAGCAUCAUUCAGAACCUCUCCCACAGCUCCUCGCGCCUCACCACACCCCGCAUGGCCCUUCCACUGCCCGCACUAGCCGUGAGUGCCACCAAUAUGGCCAUUGGGGACAUGAGCUCCCUGCUGACCUCCCUCGCUGAGGAAAGCAAAUUCUUGGCAGUGAUGCAGUAG
This is a messenger RNA of Suncus etruscus (white-toothed pygmy shrew), 4784 nucleotides long. RefSeq names its product GLI family zinc finger 3 (gene GLI3). Gene Ontology annotation, cellular component: nucleus. Gene Ontology annotation, biological process: regulation of transcription by RNA polymerase II; smoothened signaling pathway. The transcript is spliced from 14 exons. NCBI's taxonomy places the organism in Eukaryota, Metazoa, Chordata, Mammalia, Eulipotyphla, Soricidae. Gene Ontology annotation, molecular function: RNA polymerase II cis-regulatory region sequence-specific DNA binding; DNA-binding transcription factor activity, RNA polymerase II-specific. The record is from RefSeq and is a predicted model, not a curated record. Bases 36 to 4784 code for a protein of 1582 amino acids.